AUGGUAGUAAAAUUAAAUUAUUCUUUUUAUCUUUUUUUUUUAUAUUUUUUCUAUAUUAAAUUUCAGUUUAUCCAGUGUGUAACAGAUGAUGGAAUAAGUGAAGAAGAAACUAAAAAUAUAAAGCAUUUAACUCACGAAGUUGAGUUGCAAAUUUACAGUCAACAUUCUGAAAAUGUUAUUGCUUUAUUUUGUAAUAAUAAGGAAUUAAAAUGUAAAAAUGCAUAUAAAGAAUUUAUUGAAGCUUCAAAUGAGCUAGUAGAUAAUGAAAUAGUUUUUGUAUAUGUUGAUACGUUGACACUUCCAAAAACAGCUGAUAACUUUGAAAUAAAAAAUGUUCCAAAAAUUUUAACAUUCAGAGAUUUUGAUCCAGAAAAAGGAUAUACAUUUAGUAAGAAGUAUACAAAGGAAAAUAUAAUCGAAUGGUUUAAAUUAUUGCCAUUACCAUCAAUUGAAGUUAUGGACAAAACUAAUGUAGAUAAAUAUGUUGAAUUACAAAAAAAAAAAGGAUAUGCCAGCAUUAUUGCAUUUGCUAUUAAGAAUUCUGAUAAUGCUCAUAAAUUUGUUCAUUUUGGUGAAACUCAUAAAAUACCCAAUUUAUCUGUUGGUUUAGCUUAUGUUGAAAAAGAAGAAGAAACAAAAAUAGAAAUUUUUAAUGGACCAGGAUCUACAAUUCCAAAUGAUUUAAUUAGAUAUAAGGAUGUAUAUAUCCCAGACAAUAAUAUUUGGGUCUCUGAUAAGAUAUAUAAAUUUACGAAAGAUUAUAUGGAUCAAUUUCCAAUUAUAAUUAAUUACAGUAGAAAAAUAAUAAGACCAAUAAAUAAUGAUAUUUAUUUUUAUAUUUUUAGUAAUUUAGGUGAUUAUUCAGAAUCCUUAUACGCAGAAUUAUAUAAUGUUAUAAAAAAUUAUCCCGAAAUAAAAUUCGUAUUUCCAAAAAGUGAAGAAAAAUCUGAAUUGUUUCAAUUAGAGCAUGAUAUGAAUUUAGUAUGUAUCUUAGACUAUAGAAAUGCAUCAUUUGAUGCUGUAUAUCAAUUACUAAGACCAAAAAAAUUCAUUAAAGAGAUUGAUGGAGAUAUAAAAUCAGAAAUUGUAAAAAAUUUUAUAGAAGAUUUUUAUAACAACAAAAUUACUCAAUAUAGAAAAUCUCAGAAACCUAUCAAAAGAAGAGAACAGCAGCAUUAUCAAAUAAUAUGUACAAAUAAUUUUGAAUCUUUUGUUUUCGAUCCUGAAAGAAUUGUUUUGAUUUUUUAUCAUGUUCAAGGAUGUAAAGAAUGUAAACCAAUAUUAUCUUUUUGGGAAAGUGUGUCUAAUUAUUUUCAUUUAGAGAACAAAUAUAAAAAUGUAUUAGUUGCAACAAUGGAUGCAAAGUUAAAUGACAUGAUUGAUGAAACUGUUGAAUUUUUUCCAACCUUAGCCAUUUAUCCAAAGGGAGAAGAUAAAUUAAAAAGAAGAAAAGUUUUUCUAUUCCCUGUCAAGUUAGAUACAUUAAUUGACAUUGUGGAUGAGAUGUUAGAAGAUAUAGAAGAAGACUUAUAA
Plasmodium gallinaceum is the source of this 1533-nucleotide messenger RNA. It is a transcript of the gene PDI9, whose product is annotated as protein disulfide isomerase, putative. Gene Ontology annotation, biological process: protein folding; response to endoplasmic reticulum stress. Gene Ontology annotation, cellular component: endoplasmic reticulum. The transcript has 3 exons. The coding region runs from base 1 to 1533 and encodes 510 amino acids. The record is from RefSeq and is a predicted model, not a curated record. NCBI's taxonomy places the organism in Eukaryota, Apicomplexa, Aconoidasida, Haemosporida, Plasmodiidae. Gene Ontology annotation, molecular function: protein disulfide isomerase activity.